This is a messenger RNA of Fusarium graminearum PH-1, 782 nucleotides long. RefSeq names its product peptide methionine sulfoxide reductase msrB. Gene Ontology annotation, biological process: response to oxidative stress; protein repair. Lineage: Eukaryota; Fungi; Ascomycota; Sordariomycetes; Hypocreales; Nectriaceae. The transcript has 2 exons. Bases 44 to 655 code for a protein of 203 amino acids. Gene Ontology annotation, molecular function: peptide-methionine (R)-S-oxide reductase activity. The record is from RefSeq and is a predicted model, not a curated record.
CCUUUCAACCAAAUAUAAAUAUACGCAUCGAACCUCAUAUCCAAUGCGCUUCUCUCCAUUCUUAUCAAACAUCAUCUUCACUUUCUCAAACAUUACCCGUGUGAGACCUCCACUGACUUCACACUUGGCCUAUCGACCUAAUCUUCCUCUUCGAUCUAUGUCUGGAAUUCCCAUCCUAGGCGCUUUGUUCGGCACUUCAUCUAGCAACAACUCCAAAAUGUCUUAUCCUGACCAGCGUUCAAACGACGAGUGGCGAGCUGUCCUCAACAAGGAGCAAUUCCGUAUUCUCCGUGAGAAGGGUACCGAGGCUCCCGGUUCAGGAACGUUCGACAAGCACUACCCAGACGAAGGUGUCUACACUUGCGCAGGUUGUGAGGCGCCUCUCUACAAGGCUACCCACAAGUUCAAGUCUGGCUGCGGCUGGCCGGCUUACUUUGACAGCAUCCCCGGCGCGGUUGUUCGUCAUGAGGAUCGCACCUUUGGUAUGGCCCGAACAGAAAUUGUGUGCUCCAACUGCGGCGGUCAUCUAGGACAUGUGUUCAAGGGUGAGGGCUAUGACACGCCUACCGACGAACGUCAUUGUGUGAACAGCGUCAGUCUUAACUUCUCCCCCAAUGACAAGAUUGUCAAGGAUAAGCCUGAAAGCAAGGCUUGAUAUUGAGAUUUGGGACCUUGGAAAGGCUGUUGAUGAGAUCAUGAGGAUAUGAGUGGAUGAGAAGUACUUGGCGUCGAGGAUGCGGUUGUGUUGUACUCAGAGAGUUGAAUAGCCAAUGGGAUUUAUU